This is a messenger RNA of Brassica napus (rape), 2980 nucleotides long. RefSeq lists its product as uncharacterized. NCBI's taxonomy places the organism in Eukaryota, Viridiplantae, Streptophyta, Magnoliopsida, Brassicales, Brassicaceae. Bases 943 to 2727 code for a protein of 594 amino acids. The record is from RefSeq and is a predicted model, not a curated record. The transcript has a single exon.
UUAAUAGUAUUUUAAAAAAAAAUUUGAUGACAAGUAUGAUGCUAAAGCUAUUAAAUUAACAAAAAUCAAAACUUAGGAUGUUGUCGUGAUUGAUAUUUAUGUGUUUGGUUAUACGAAAAUCAAACACAUGUUUGAUAUAUAUAUUCUCAUGUUUGCUCAUAAAAAUUGAUUAUUAUUACUGUCACCGUACAUAUGUUUAGUCAAAAACAAAUCAAGCUUCAUCGUUAUCUUAUUACAUUUUGUAUUUUUAGUAUGUAGUAGUUUAUAAUUUAUUUUAAUUAAAAUGUUAUUAUGAAAAUAUAUCAUUAAUAAAUAAUGAAUCCAGAAAAUUAUAUAAUAUCAGAUAAGUUUAAUAAAACAUUAAAUUAGUAUAUAAAAAGUCUAUAAUGUUGUCAUUGCUUCUUGACCUUAUUUAACUUCCAAAUACCUUUUUAUUUCAUUAUAAUUAUUAUUUUGGGCUGGAUACGGUUUAAUUUUUACGUUUGAAUUUUUUUUCUAACUCUAACAAAUAUUAACUGAAGCUUAUGUAUGAAAAAGAUCUUAAUUAUAAAAUAAAGUUCACAUAACAUAUGCAAAACAAUUUUAAAACAAUAAUAAAAUGAUUUUUUAAUAUUUUUUAUUAAAUUAAAAAAUCAAAUAAAAUCCGUUGCAACGCAACGUGCCAAAUCUAGUUCUUUAUAUAGUAGAUAACCAAUGAGAAUUAAGGUAGAUUUGACUAUAUCGUGAGAUGAUUUUUUUCUCUUAAUUUAAAAGUUUUCUUUUCUGAACCUAGAGUAGGAGAAACUUUUGACUCAGAUGGAUAUUCGGAUGCCAGAGAUUGACUUUAUUCCCUAGAGUAUAUAUGCUAGUGGACUUAUAUACUUAGAUCACCGGAGAAGAAGGAGCCAAAUCAUUUUUCUCGAGAAAACUAGAAAAGCGUUGGAGAAUCGGGCACAAGGUGCAAUGGGGCGUGUAAUGGCGGAACCUCCACCACCGAAUCUCAUGUUGAAAGCGAGAGACGUUCUUGCGACUCCAAGCCACCAAGGUUUAGAGAGCGUCGUCACCCAUCUCUUCUUUAUGGCUCAAGAAACCACCGAAUAUCAAACGGCGAAUGCCCUCUUCAACUUCCUCACCCUUUACUUCGCCAACUGCUUAACCCUAAAGCUUCUACACUUGUACCGAUCCUCUUCCAUCGGCGUCCACAGAUCUCACUUGAUCUAUCUCCUCUUCGAAACCCUCCAAGACUACAAGAACCGCAGGUUCGAACUAUCUCUCGUCGCUCUCAACGAGAUCAAACCCCUUUUGGUUUCUUGCUUGAGGAUGCAAGAACCCGAGAUCAUAAACCUCAGGCGGAUCGUGUCUUUCAUCGCUCACGAUGUUAUGAUACUCGACAACGGCGGUUGGGACGAGCUCAGCGAAUGUAUCUACGAGAUAUCGUGUCACGACCCUCUAAAGGCUUUGCACGUCUUCGUGGACUUGCCUCCAGUGUACGAGAGGUUCGUACACAAUUGCGGAGGGAUGGUUGUGGAGAAAGCAGAGAAGGUGCUGCUUGUUCCUUACCAAGACCGAGUCGAUGAUUGGAGUUUAGGUUUGCAAGCUGUUGUGAAACUUGGGAUUCAAGUCUUGGAUUCUGAAAUGAAAGUCGAUAUGGUGAAGCGUCUUCUUGCUCUUCUUGUCAAGGCAGCGAGUGAUCUUGUGGCGAAGGGUAUGGAAGAGUUUCUGGUACGAGGGCUUGCGGAUCUCGAGAGGUUCUUGGAACGAGAGAAGAGGUUGUAUAAUUACAAUAAGGAUCAAUGCGAAUUUGUGUCUUGUUUCUUGUUCAAGAUCAAAGACUUGGGACCACUAACCUAUGAGGCUACGGAGAGGAUCCAUCGUAUGGUUAAGUCUACACCAUCACGAGUUCAUGGAGCAUGUUCUGAAGGUGAAUGGUUUGAUCGUUUGAACAACUUACCGCCUCUUGAGAUAUUAAGAAUCUUUGCGUCUACUGAUGUUGAAGAGAGGUUCAGAGAUAUGGCAAUCAGAGGGCUCAACGUGUUACUCUCUGAUUACGUUUCAAGGGAAGAAGAGUCAACGGACGCUUCACUGUUGAGAGAACUUCAGCUACUGCUCAUCUCUUGCCUUUGGGAAAAAGAAGGAAUCACUGAGAGCAUGUUCAGAGUCCUUGGUGAGGUUGUCUACCACGUUGCGUUUGAGAUGAUGACCUCCCAUGUUGAGUUAUGGGAUGAUCUCGGCUACUAUAUUACAUCACACAUCGAAACAGAUUUUCAGAGAGCGGUUUAUGUCUUCCAGUGCUUAACAAUGUGGCUUCAUGAGGAAUUUAUUGAUCCUAUAGUGGAGCAUCUGCUCCCAGAGAUAAACAAAAGGCUAAACCCACCGAGUGAUGUUUUGGUAGAUAGCAGUUGUUGCUGGGUCUUGGCAUUUUUGGGUGCCUUUUGUGCCAUCAGUCAAUUGGUAGCGAUGAAAGAUUAUGCUGAAACUGUGAUGGAGAUGGCAGAUAAGAUGGUAGAUUCAGUGAGAGAGCUUGUGGAAAGAAAAUUGGAAGUUGGGUUUGUGAGGAGAGCUUUCAGAGAUUUUGAAAUCAUUGUGAAGAAGCAAAUGGAAUGGUUUCGUAUGAACGAAUACAAGUUGACCAAGUCUCUGCUUCUUAGACUCUACGUAAUCAAAGGCAUGACAAUGGACAGCAAGAUGGUGUUGUGGAGAAUCAACGUGUUUGUGGAAAGAGGAAUGGCUGAUCAUCUGGCCGCUUAACGGUUGUAUAAUCUGAUGGUUAGUCUGAUAUUGUAUAUACGUUAGUGCCAAUCCUUCUUUCAUACAGUUAGAGAUUCUCUUGAGUGUUUCCUCUUUGGUUAUGUUCCCCUCAAUGUGUUUUGUCUCUGUUUGAUCAUGUCUCGAGAGGUACAGAUACACUGUACAAAUAUACCUAAUGUCUCGAGCUCAACAAUCAUUCUUUCAUUCAAUAAAAAACUUACCUCUUGAGGGCUUUUGUCUCUGUAUAACAAUC